This is a messenger RNA of Pseudoliparis swirei, 923 nucleotides long. It is a transcript of the gene cdkn1ca, whose product is annotated as cyclin dependent kinase inhibitor 1Ca. Bases 68 to 601 code for a protein of 177 amino acids. Gene Ontology annotation, biological process: regulation of cell cycle. Lineage: Eukaryota; Metazoa; Chordata; Actinopteri; Perciformes; Liparidae. Gene Ontology annotation, cellular component: nucleus. Gene Ontology annotation, molecular function: cyclin-dependent protein serine/threonine kinase inhibitor activity. The record is from RefSeq and is a predicted model, not a curated record. The transcript has 2 exons.
AAAAGAGUGUCACCAAAAAAAAUAUUUUUUUUACUCCUCCACCAAAACCAGAACUCCAGCCAAGAGGAUGGAUGCCGCCGGGCGCAGAGAGCCGGUCUGCAGGAGUCUGUUCGGCCCCGUGGACCACGAGCAGCUGCGCCGGGACUUGGCGCUCAAUCUGCGGGAGUUCGCGGAGCAGGACAGCCGCCGCUGGAACUUCAACUUCCAGACGGAGACGCCGCUGAGCGGCCGCUUCCAGUGGGACGAAGUCCCGGCCACCGCCGCCGCCGCUGCGGCCGUCUACCGGGAAUGCGCGCGGCCGACGGACGGCGCGUGCUGCUCGGCGGCGGCGCGCGACGGGGUGAGCGAGCGCGAGGACGGCGCUGGCAAAGACCAGGAGAACCGCUCGAGCGUGUCCAACACGCGCCGCUCGUGUCCCGCGGAAGCGACGACGGCCGCGCGCAGGAAGAGGACGCUCUCGAGACCGGCAGCCAAGCCCGGAAGAAACGCACGAAUCACAGAUUUCUUCGCAAAGCGGAGGAGGACGACAGAAAGCAGGAGCAUCCUGACUCCUUUCCUCACACGUUCCAGUGAAGCAGCUGCGUGCAAAACAUUACGGUGAACCCGCUGCGGGAAAAUGGACUUGUUAUGUUUUAUGGACUGGACCCAAAGACGAUUCACUGCACCAAAGGAUUCUAUUUAAUGUUCUUUUUUAUUUUUAUUUUAUUUAAUUAUUGCCAGUUUUAGUAUUUUAUCAACCGGGGUUAAAUUAUACGAUUUUGUGUUCUAUUAUUUAUUCUAUUUAUGGACUUUAACUUAAUGUCUAUGCAUUUUUUCCACUGCUAAUUUUUCCAAAUAUGUUUUAUUGUUUUUAUGCCUAAAUGCACUGAGGUUGUAAAUGGCUACACAUGUUGAUAUUUUAAUAAACCUUUUCAUCGAUUCUA